Penicillium atrosanguineum is the source of this 1188-nucleotide messenger RNA. Its product is annotated as Zn(II)2Cys6 transcription factor domain-containing protein. Bases 1 to 1188 code for a protein of 395 amino acids. Gene Ontology annotation, biological process: regulation of transcription by RNA polymerase II. The transcript has 3 exons. The record is from RefSeq and is a predicted model, not a curated record. Gene Ontology annotation, molecular function: DNA-binding transcription factor activity, RNA polymerase II-specific; zinc ion binding. NCBI's taxonomy places the organism in Eukaryota, Fungi, Ascomycota, Eurotiomycetes, Eurotiales, Aspergillaceae.
AUGGCGCCGACUUGUCCAAGAGAGGUUCCGGAGCGUAGAACUGCGCGGAGGUCGAGACUUGGCUGUCGAAAUUGCAAGCUUAGAAAACUGAAGUGUGACGAAGAAAAACCGGAUUGCAAGAGAUGUAUUUCGUUCGGGGUAUUGUGCAACUUCAUGUCGAAUAUUCCCGACCUACAACCUAUCGCCGCCGACACGGGGAGGCCAUUGGUGGUUCGAGGAAAAGCAGAGCUUCAACCCCCUAUUUCCAGUGCUAUCUGGACGUCUGAUGAAUUCAUAUCUUAUCAAUUGAACGCAAAGUGUCAAGAUUUCAUCACCCGAUAUCUUGGACGAAGUCUCAUUACUCCAGAUGACCCUAAUAUGAUACACGUUAAUCGCAAGCUCCUGGGACUGGCCUUCGCCCACCCAUUUUUAAUGCACGCCUCUCUUGCUGUGGCACUUACAUAUGACCGCUAUCUGAAAAGGCCACUAAGCUGUGCUCGCAGUCUAGAAGUGUGCUAUCACUGGUCUCAAAGCACAGUCCUCCUCAAUAGGCGGUUAAGGGAACCGAUUGAAGCGAAAGACAAGGAUCCAGUCUGGGGCACUGCAGCUGCUCUAGCUAUCUUGACCUUCUCGUCCCCCGAUGCAUGCACCCCGGAAGAAUCAUGGCCUUUAAAGUCCUCUGACAACUUCGAUCUGGACUGGUUACGUAUGAUCAAUGGUAAAAUGGCACUGUGGCACAUAGUGAAUCCGCUGCGAUCGGACAGUCUCUUCCGCGUCAUGGCGGCGACCUUUGCUGAUAUGUAUUCUCCCUUGCCAGAGAGGGGCAUAGAUGGUAUACCCAGGGCCUUAGCUGCUAUGUGCCUCCUCAAUGACUCAUCCAUGGCGAAGAACAAUCCAUAUUUCUAUCCCGCCCACGCAGUAUCCCAGACCUUGGACCUCCCGGAUAACAGGGUCACAACAGGUCAAACUCAAAUCUUCACGCGCAGUAUCCAUGGCGCUUUCGAAGAUUUGCUCCUGAAUAGGGACCCUGUAGCGCUUUUGUUAUUAUAUCUAUGGUAUCACAAAACAAGUCGCAGUAUAUGGUGGAUUGAACUUAGAGCUAGAGUGGAAUGUCCUUCCAUUUGCUCGUACCUACGGCUAUAUCACAAAGGCAAUGUUGCGAUACAGGCCUUCCUUCCAGGGGGCACUCUUGCCAAUAGAUGGAAUUAG